Messenger RNA from Humulus lupulus (European hop), 2948 nucleotides. Its product is annotated as receptor-like protein EIX1. NCBI's taxonomy places the organism in Eukaryota, Viridiplantae, Streptophyta, Magnoliopsida, Rosales, Cannabaceae. The record is from RefSeq and is a predicted model, not a curated record. The transcript has 2 exons. Gene Ontology annotation, molecular function: protein binding. The coding region runs from base 111 to 1976 and encodes 621 amino acids.
AAAUAUAUUUGUUUUUAAUUUGAUUUUCUUUGGUAUAUAUGAAUGAAUAAGCUAGCUAGAUUUUCAUUACUCUAUAUAAUUAACUACUCACUCAUUUCAAUUCUCUUAAUAUGACGAUCAAAAUUGUGGUGCUUCUGUUUGUUCUAGCCACGUCUGAUCAUGUAUGGCGUACGAGCAGCAGUGUUGUUGAAGGUAGUGGAAAUUCUAAAGGUCUGUGCAUAGAGAAGGAGAAACAAGCUCUUCUCACCAUUAAACGAAGCCUUAUUGAUCCAAAGAAGCUUCUAUCCUCCUGGACCAGCGGCGGAACUGAUUGUUGCUCGUGGAAAGGAAUCAGGUGUGAUAACUUAACUCAUCAUAUUAUCAGUCUUGAUCUUAACUUUGAAUGCUUCGACAGUGAUGGUUUUCUUGAGUCGUGCUCUUUGGGAAGUGAAAUCAGUCCCUCCUUGGUUGAAUUGCGACAUUUGAGGCACUUAGAUCUUAGUAACAAUCAGUUCACUAAAAUUCCCAAAUUUAUUGGUUGCCUAAGUAGACUCGAAAAUCUCAGCCUUGCAAAAAAUCCCAUUACUGACACUAUCAGCUUUCAGCUAAGAAAUCUCACCAAACUUCAGUUUCUCGAUCUUGAUAUUGAUACAGCUGGUACGUUGAUCGUCAAUGAUCUUCAAUGGCUUUCUUAUCUCCCUUCUUUGAAAAUAUUUAGACUGAGUCACACAAAUUUCGACAAAGCUACAGAUUGGCUUCAUUCGCUUAAAAAAACUCCUGCUUUAUCCAGUUUACAAUUAGAUUCCUGUCUAUUCCCCCAAGUAGACAUCUCCUCUCAUUCCCAUGCAAAUUCUUCUAAUUCUCUCAAAGAUCUUGAUAUUUCAUCCAGUACCAUACACCCUACAACAAUUCCCUGGUUGUUAAAUAUGAGUACCAAUAUCGUUAAUCUCACGAUAAAAAAGAGUCAAAUACAAGGUGGUUUUCCAACCUCUUUGGAAAAUAUGCGAUCCCUUGCACGCAUUGACUUGUCAGUUAAUAAAUUUGAGGGUGGAAUAUCAAAAUCAUUGGGUAGUCUUUGCAAUCUUAAAGAAUUGAAUUUGGGUUUCAACAAACUUAAUACAACACUCCCUGAUAUUUUACAAAGUCUCAAUGGUUGUGCUAGAAGUUCAUUGGAAAAGUUGGAUUUGGGAUACAACAAAAUAAGAGGAUCCCUUCCUGAUUUUUCAAUGCUGCCUUAUCUUAGAUGGUUGGAUGUCUCUUACAAUAAACUUAAUGGUACUUUAACUGAAAGUACUAUUAUUGGUGAGCUCCAUCAUCUUGAGAGACUGUACAUGUCUUCAAACUCAUUCACUGGGCUUGUCUCCCAAGUCUUCUUUCAAAAUAAUUCCAAAUUGACAGUUCUUGAGUUAUUUGACAACUCCUUAACACUAAAUUUCACCUCCACCUGGAUUCCACCAUUUCAACUUGACAGAUUAUUAUUGAGAUCUUGCAAGUUAGGUCCACAUUUUACUACAUGGCUCAAAACUCAAGUAAACAUAUCCGAAAUUGACAUUUCUAACUCAGGAAUUCAAGAUGCUAUUCCUAAUUGGUUUUGCAAUCAAACCUUUCCAUUGGCUUUUGCAAAUCUCUCUUCUAAUCAAUUCCAUGGUGCUAUCCCACCAUCUCUGUCCAACGUGAUGAGCUUGUAUCUUUCCAACAAUGACAAACACGUUAGCUUAAGCUCAUUUCUUUGUGACCAAGCUCAAGGGAUAACAGCGGUUCUUGAAUUUAGUAAUAAUAUGGUAUUCGAAAGAAGUCUUCCUGAUUGUCGGUGGAAUUUGAAGAAUUUGGUUGUUCUCAAUUUAAAUAACAAUAAUUUUACCGGAGUGGUUCCAAGGUCAGUUGGCUUGUUAUAUGACCUCAACUUUUUAAUCUUGAGACAAAACAGCUUCUCGGGACAUUUGCCUUCAUCCACUACAAAAAAGCUUAGUUUUAGUCACAACAAAUUUUGUGACUAAAAAUAAAAAAAUUGUGACUAAGGAAAAAUCAUUAUACUUAUGUCAUCACUAAAAAGUCCGUGGCUAAAAGUAUUAGUUACAAAGAUCACAAUUUGUUGUCACUAAAUGUAUUUUUAGUCACAACAAAUUUUAUCACUAAAAAUAAUAGGUUGUGACUAAAGCUACAUUAGUGACAACUUGUGAUUAAGUAUGACUUUUUAGUCAUAAGUAAUAUUUUGUUGUUACUAAAAGUGACAUUUAGUCACACAAAAUAUAUGUUGUGACUAAAAAGUUGUCACUAAAGGUUACAUUUAUUUCACUACAAAAAAAGGAAGAUUUACCGUUAACACUAUACCGAGAACACGUUGUGGACCUCCUCUAACAAACGCAUGCCCUGGAGAUGAGUUACCAAAAAGUUCUGAUCAAGAUCGCUCAAGUGGUGAUGAAAGCAAUGGUGUAGAAUGGUUGGACAUGGCAUGGCUUCAUAUGGGAGUUUGGGUUGGGUUUGUAGUGGGAUUUGCUGGAGUAUGUGUUCAUUAUUUCAGGCUGAUCAACUCCUUCCUCAGAGUUUCCUAUUUCCAUUCCAUGAGCAACUCCGGAGAUUGGCUUUACAAAAAAUUUGUCUCAAAAUGACCCUGUUGAAGAGCAUGCUGUUCUCUAUUUAACAGAACAUCAACUGGCAUCUGGCCCCAUAUCACAAGGUGGAGUGUCUUCGUGGUUUCAAGAGCUUGAAGUUGAAGUACUAAGGGAUAUUCUGCUAUGAAGUUUAGCAAUUGAAUUAUGACUUAAAAAUGUUCCUCUUCUCUUUUUUUUUUUUUUUUUUUCAUGCUUCGUAAAAUCAAGGCUUCUGUUUUUUUUCUUCUCUUGUUUGUUAAUUUACUGUUUGAUCCAAGACUAGUUCUCUAUCAUUUACAUCCAUAUGUUGAAUAAUUCUCGUAAGUUUUAUUCUGCUAUAACAGACCUUUGGGAAAUACAAAACCAAUUCGCAGUGAA